Messenger RNA from Phlebotomus argentipes, 3057 nucleotides. RefSeq names its product calpain-A (gene CalpA). Gene Ontology annotation, biological process: proteolysis. The coding region runs from base 120 to 2897 and encodes 925 amino acids. Gene Ontology annotation, cellular component: cytoplasm. Gene Ontology annotation, molecular function: calcium-dependent cysteine-type endopeptidase activity; calcium ion binding. The record is from RefSeq and is a predicted model, not a curated record. The transcript is spliced from 8 exons. NCBI's taxonomy places the organism in Eukaryota, Metazoa, Arthropoda, Insecta, Diptera, Psychodidae.
CUUGACACGCUUGCUUUAGCGGCCAAAAAUUGCGAAUUCCCAGUGAAAAGUGAUAUUUUCUCUUAGAGAAAAGUGUAGGAAAAUCACAGAAAGUGACACUAGUGUUGCCUGUAGCGAAAAUGGCUUUCAAUUACUACCCGAAAAAUUGGCACGCCAAUGGAAUGGGAUGGCACAACACGGCUGCAAUGCAGACUGGGUGGAAAAUACCGCCCCCUUCGGUCCCCAGGGCGCCGGAUGCGUACUCCACGGGCAGCUCUUCUUCAGGAGUGUCCAGCAUGUGUCCAUAUCCCACUGGUCCAGCCCCAGGAAUACCCGGAAUGCCGGGAAUGCCCACUCCCAACUCUGCCUAUGGCUUCGUGAUGCCUCCUCCGCUGCCCCAGAUUCCCGGAGGCGCUCCUCUGUAUCCUUCUCUGGGUGAAAUGGGCUUCGGCGGAGGAUCAGGCAGUCUCUCAUCGUUCGGAUCAAUUGUUUCUGAUCCAAAUCCUCCAGUUGUGCCGCCCACAAUCUCAGGCUAUGGACUUGAGGAGAUUCCCUGCAAUGCUGUAAAAGUUCCUGAAGACCAGUCGUCGUUUUUCACGCUCGGCGAGCGUGGAAGUGGCUUGAGAUCGCGAGGUGAUGUCCAGGACUUCCACACACUCAGGCAACAGUGUCUCGCGUCGGGCACACUGUUUGAGGAUCCCGAAUUUCCGGCCGCGGACAGUUCACUCCAAUUCUCCCGUCGUCCGGAUCGCUAUGUCCAGUGGCUGCGUCCGAUGGAGAUUGCUGACGAUGCCCAGUUCUUCGUUGAGGGCUAUUCGCGCUUCGAUGUGCAGCAGGGCGAACUUGGUGAUUGCUGGCUUUUGGCGGCUGCGGCGAAUCUCACGCAGGAUCCCAAGUUGUUCUUCCGCGUGGUGCCUGAGGAUCAGAGCUUCUCCGAAGACUACGCUGGCAUCUUCCACUUCCGCUUCUGGCAAUAUGGUCGCUGGAUUGAUGUGGUGAUUGACGAUCGUCUGCCGACGUAUCGUGGUGAAUUGCUGUACAUGCACUCGACGGAGAAGAAUGAGUUCUGGAGUGCGCUGCUGGAGAAGGCGUACGCCAAGUUGCAUGGAUCGUAUGAGGCGCUCAAGGGUGGCACAACGUGUGAGGCGAUGGAGGAUUUCACGGGUGGUGUGACGGAAAUGUACGAUCUGAAGGAAGCUCCUUCGAAUCUCUAUAACAUCCUUCUGAAGGGCAUGGAGAGGAACUCAAUGAUGGGCUGCAGUCUGGAGCCGGAUCCCAAUGUGCUGGAAGCGGAGACGUCCGAAGGUCUCAUUCGUGGUCAUGCGUAUUCCAUCACGAAAGUGCAGAUGGUGGACAUUGUGACGCCCAACACGAGUGGCAAGAUUCCACUGUUGCGCCUCCGCAAUCCGUGGGGAAAUGACGCCGAGUGGAAUGGUCCGUGGAGUGAUCAGAGCCCAGAGUGGCGCUACAUUCCGGAUCAUGUGAAGGAGCAGAUUGGGUUGAAUUUUGACGUGGAUGGCGAGUUCUGGAUGUCAUUCAAGGACUUCCUCACGCACUACGAUCGCGUGGAAUUGUGCAACUUGAGUCCGGACUCACUGAGUGAUGAUCAAGUGAGUCGCGGCAAGAAGAAGUGGGAGAUGUCGGUGUUUGAGGGCGAGUGGACGCCUGGAGUGACAGCUGGUGGGUGCAGAAACUACUUGGAGAGCUUCUGGCACAAUCCGCAGUAUGUCAUCUCGCUGGAGGAUCCGGAUGAGGAUGAUGAUGAGGGCAAGUGCACGGUGAUCAUUGCGCUGAUGCAGAAGAAUCGUCGCUCCAGGAGGAACAUGGGCAUGGAUUGUCUGACAAUUGGCUUUGCUGUGUAUCAUCUGAGUGAGAGGGACUUGAUGAAUAAGCCGCAGAAGAUGAAUUUCUUCAAGUACAACGCCUCCGUGGCACGAUCGCCGGCAUUUAUCAAUCUCAGGGAGGUGAGCUGUCGCUUCAAGUUGCCGCCUGGACACUACUUGAUCGUGCCGUCGACAUUUGAUCCGAACGAGGAGGGUGAAUUCCUUAUCAGGGUGUUCUCAGAGGGCAGGAGUCACAUGGAGGAGAAUGACGAGGAGGUGGGAUUCGGAAAUGUGGACGAUAGGGUUAGCAAUUACGACGAAAAUGAAUUUGGUGAUAGAGAUCAUGUGACACCGUCGCUUCCUCAGCCAUCGUAUCCUGACCCCCAGAAGUCUGCCAUGGAGAAACUCUUCCUUGACAUUGCCGGCGAUGACAUGGAAGUUGAUUGGAUGGAGUUGAAGAGGAUUCUGGAUCACUCAAUGAAAGACGAUUUGAUGAAGGUGUCAGCGAAUGGGGCCACUCAGUUGGGCGCUCCGCCCGGCGGGGCCGCCGAGGGCGACGGCGGGCUGCUGGCGCUCCUGUGCGGCGCCCUGUGCAAGGACAACGCCAUCGGCCAGGCGUUUGGCGCCAAUACAGAUCCAGGAGGCGGCGAGGGCGUCGUGACGGUGGCGCCGAGCUCAAGUGUCAUGACGGAUUACGGAGGCUUCUCGAAGGACGUGUGUCGAUCGAUGGUGGCGAUGCUGGAUGUGGAUCAGUCGGGCAAGCUGGGCUUCGAGGAGUUCCGGACGCUGCUCAACGACAUUGCCAAGUGGAAGGCGGUGUUCAAGCUGUACGAUCGCGACGGAUCCGGACGAUUGGGGGCGUUUGAGUUGCGCGAGGCGCUCAAUUCGGCCGGGUAUCAUCUGAAUAAUCGCGUGCUGAACGCCCUGGCGCAUCGCUACGGCAGCCGUGACGGAAUGAUUGCGUUCGAUGACUUCAUUAUGUGCGCGGUGAAGAUCAAGACGAUGAUUGACAUCUUCAAGGAGCGCGACGUCGACGGGACGAACAUGGCCACGUUCAGCAUGGAGGAGUGGGUGGAGAAGACGGUUUACUCGUAAAUGCAUCGAUCAAUUGCCAGGAUAAUUCUCUCCUUUUUUUCUAACGCAUCAAUAUAUAUUCUUGUGACAUUGACAAAAUAUUACAAUUUACGCAGAGUGUUCCCUCUACUAAUAUUUAUUUUAUUACAUGUUUACAAGUAAUCACUCGAAAUAAAUCUAU